AUGGAUAAACUGAAAGAAAAGGACAAAAAGAAGGAACCAAAAGCUUCAAAACAACAAAAGAAACCGAACAUUCAAAGAGCACCUGUUAAGAAAUUAAACUUAGACCGACCUUCUAGACCUAAACCCAGUAGAGAUGACUCCAGUGUUAGCAGCGAUGAAUCGUUCCAUUCUGAUGUAUCGUCUGUAAUGGACUUCGUGCCAUCAACUAAAGAACCAGAAAACGAAGACGCUGAAUGUAUCUUCUGUAACGGAAAAUUUUGCGAAGAUGAACGAGUGAAAAUUUGGGUUCAAUGCUUCAUCUGUUCUCUGUGGGCUCACCUUGAUUUUACCGGAGCAGAGAGAGAAAGUUAUAACUGUGACUUUUGUAAAUAG
Messenger RNA from Centruroides sculpturatus (bark scorpion), 372 nucleotides. RefSeq names its product PHD finger protein ALFIN-LIKE 8-like. The transcript has a single exon. The record is from RefSeq and is a predicted model, not a curated record. Bases 1 to 372 code for a protein of 123 amino acids. Lineage: Eukaryota; Metazoa; Arthropoda; Arachnida; Scorpiones; Buthidae.